ACAUCUACGCAAGUCUCUCCCCUUCUCAGAACUUGCACGCUCAUUCACACCUGUGUCUCACACUCUCCCCCGCGUCCUCAGAAAUCAGAUAUAAAAAGUAGACAGGGAAGCAUUUGUUUUAAGUAGAUUCGAGAACUCGGUAAAGAGGAAUAUGCUGGAGCGGUGCUUAGCGAUUGCCGUGGUUCUGGCGUCGGUAUCCUUGCAGGAAUCCAGCUGCGGAAGCAACCCACAGCACUGGCAGUUCGGCCAUUGGUAUGGGAAGAGGGACCCCACAUACGUCUCCGGAAAACCACUUCCGGAUUCCGGCAUCAUAGGAAAUCCGGAAGAUGCAGACAGGCUCAUCACCAAACUACUACAGCUGGCACAGGAUUCAGUGACGUCGUCAGAACCUGUGCAACACGUACCGAUGGCGUUACCACCAAGGUCGGUGACGUCAGCACAGCGGUACCCCUACAGUGAUGACGAGAUCAACCAACAUGGCCGAGAUCUGUCUGCUAUCGUUGAAGGUCUUUUGCAGUCUGAGUCGCCGUUUUGGAGAGCGGUGGCAGAAGAACUGAUGAAGCAGUCCCUGCUGUUAGAAGGAACUCGGCAGGGGUCGGCGAAGAGGGGCUUCCCAUCCUCUCCAAGAUGGCGGCGGUCAGCUGCCCGUGCAGAGGCACCCUACCAAGAGCCUAUGUUUUACAAAUAGGAUAACCGAUCACAUAAUGUGGCCAGGUUCUCACAUAGAGUGAUAGUCAGAGAAGAGCGUCCUAAAGUUUUGCUGUAACCUGUUUAGCCAGAAAGAGGAAAGUAUUAAACUGAAGUGUUAAAACAGGAGCUUAGUCAGAUAGACCUAGACUCAAGACUAACUCAAGGAUGUGGAUAUGUCAUGUAGACUGAUAUUAGAAGAAGGAUGAUAAGAUUAUCAUAAUUAUAUCCGAUUUGCUUCUUAUACGUAUGGUUCUGGUAUCAAGAGAAGACAUAUAAUACCUGUAACGUACAAUAAUUGAUGGACCAAAUGUUACAACCAAGGAAGUCAAGUUUAAACGUAUUUAGUAUCUUCCUAACGUAAUAGUGAUUUGUUCAAAGCGCUGAUGGUUCUGGUGCCUAAACGCAGUUUAAUUUCCAAGUAUACUGCAAUGAUGGGAUCAACGUUAUGUUUGUCACAAAGAAGUAAAGAAAGACUUCUGAUAUAGUUUUGUUGUCCAUGCAAUGGAAGAACAUAAGAUUGCCCAAUGCAACUUUGUAUCACAGUAGAAUGAAAUAAAUGGCAAAGCUACAAUAUGUAGAUUUAGAGAGGAUGAAAGAUUUUAAAAGAACAUUGCAAGUUGUGUGAGACCUAUAACGUCAAAACAUGGAUAUUUCUCCUGCUUAGUGAAUAUUGUAUAGUUUUGUGUGGAACUAGUGUUGUGUGUAUGCAGUCGUUGUUUCCUCAGAAUUACAUACUUGUUAAUUGUGAUGUAUACGUGAAAUCGGGGAAGAAUCAGCAAGGAAAUAUUCUACAUUAAAAACAUGUAGUCCUGA
Messenger RNA from Branchiostoma belcheri (Belcher's lancelet), 1503 nucleotides. RefSeq lists its product as uncharacterized. The coding region runs from base 152 to 688 and encodes 178 amino acids. NCBI's taxonomy places the organism in Eukaryota, Metazoa, Chordata, Leptocardii, Amphioxiformes, Branchiostomatidae. The transcript has 3 exons. The record is from RefSeq and is a predicted model, not a curated record.